AUGGCAAAACCGUCUUACGAACAGCUCGAAGAGCAACUCAAGGCCGCGCAGGAGAAAGCAGAUGCCGCCACGGAGGAAGUUGCUGCUGUGCACGGACAUCUCGAAGCCGCUCGUCGCGUGCUGAGAAUGCACAACGCUCUUCCAGUCCUUCCGAAGGCUACUCUGUUGUUUAUGAUGAAAGAUGUUACCGAUGCUGCAGGAGUCUUUGUGGAGCAGCUCGACGGCAUCAGCCAACGUGAGUCUGGCGAAAUCGACGAGUUGAUCUUCUUCCAAGAGUAUUACGGCUGCCUUGGAGACUUCGCCUUGCUGGCGGAAUUACCGGAUGAUGGCCCCGAUCUUGCCAUCGAGAAAGUCAUUGAAUGUGCGGAACAGGAGCUUGAUGGUGGAUUUCGCGGCGCCGUUUCUUUCAAAGAGCUUCCAGACUACGACUACGUCACGCUCGCUGCUGUGUGCAGAAAAGCCAGCAACGAUCAUGCCAACGAAGCAGCCGAAACAUACGACCUGCGAUCUGAGAUUGACAAAUUUGUGCAACCGAAGAAGUUUCUGCUUCGUAACAUCGAAAACUUCGUUUCGAGCAAGCGCUCCAAGAGUUCCAAAGCAGCGCAGCCCACAGCUAGUGGACCCAAGCCAGCAAGCGGUCAGACACAACGUUGUGCCCGAAUCCUCUUCAAUAAGGUGUGGUUUCCGCUGACCUUGAAGUUCUUGCACGAAUUGCAGCGCAAGGAAAUCGCCGAGUUCCUAGUGCCACUGGUUGCCGAGGACGUGUUACCGGUGGAGCUCAUGGACAUGAUAUGCGCAUUCUGCUAUGACGGGGAUUACAUUGCGCAGGCACCGUCUAUUGCCGAGAAGAACGCACCAAAGUACAGCUCAAGGCGAUGA
Molecule: messenger RNA, 879 nt
Organism: Cercospora beticola
Lineage: Eukaryota; Fungi; Ascomycota; Dothideomycetes; Mycosphaerellales; Mycosphaerellaceae
Source: RefSeq, a predicted model, not a curated record